AUGGCUCAAAGGAUAUGGCGUUGGCGUAAGAAACUUGCUAUUCGAGGUUCGAGCCUUGACGAUCUUCCAGCACCUGUGAUCAUCGAGCUUAACUCGGAUUCCGAUACAUCAUCUGACUCAGAGACUGACACAGCUGAAGGGUCGUCAACAGACACAAGUUGGAUAAACGUACUGAAGGAGCACUGUGUGAACACACAGGUGACGCGGAUACAGAAGAGGUCAACUGUUCUCAUAGAGCUACGUAGUCUUUCAGUGGAGGUGAUAGAAUGUCGAAAUAUCCCUAUGAAAUACCUGUCUCAUCCAUUCUGUGUUAUAACCCUGAACAGCGUGAAAGUUUGCCGCACUCGCGAUGUGGAUACCACAAAUCUAUUCUGGCAAGAGGUUUUCACACUUGAUGAUAUACCCGGUAAUGUUAGAUAUAUAUCAGUGAAGAUAUUCAAUCACAGCAAACGGUCCAAAGAUACAGAAGUCGCCCAUGUGACGAUACCACUCGUAGAGUUUGAUAACGCAGAGCUCAUUGACAAGUGGUAUACACUACAACCGCAUGCUGUUGUACGAUGUGAUAUGGGGUCCAUUCGACUACGCACACGCUACAUUCACCAGGUCAUUAUGCCGGAAGAACAGUAUAAUAGUCUCAAAGAUUUAAUACUGAAUGACUUUGGAAACAUUAUCACGCUAGCUGAAGUGUGUGGGAAUCACCGAGUGUCACUGGCUAAAGCUUUGCUGAAUUUGUUCAGACACGAGAGACAGGUACAGGUGCUGUUGAAGAACAUCAAUGAUUACUAUAUAGCCAAAGAAGAUGAAGUAUCAACAUUAUUUCGAGGAUCUACAUUGGCAACAACAUUAAUGGACCAGUACAUGAAAAUGAUUGGUACUGAGUUUGUUCAUGCAGCCAUCAAAGGACCUGUUUGCAAAAUAUGUGAAAGCAAGCAGAGCUGUGAGUUAAACUCACAGUUUCUGGAUAAUCCAUCAGAAUUGCCAAGUAAUACAGAUCAUUUUGUGGACUUUCUCACUGAAAUGGUCGAGUCCAUUUUUAAAUCCACAGAAAGUUGUCCCAAAGUUUUACGUUAUAUAUGUGGCAGAUUACAAAAAUCAGUUUCUGCCAAGUGGCCUGAAGAUGAAAGUGUUAGAACAAGAGUAGUCAGCGGUUUUGUGUUCCUACGCCUUCUCUGUCCUGCCAUUUUACACCCAAAGUCUUUUAAUCUGAUCACUGAAACUCCGUCAGAAACAGCUGUACGAACAUUAAAGUUGAUUGCGAAAGCUUUACAGAAUCUGGCAAACCUUGUAGAGUUUGGUGUGAAAGAACAGUUUAUGACUUGCGUAAAUCCGUUCAUUAAGAACAACAAGGCAAGAAUGGUGGAGUUUCUAGAUAAACUGUCUAAUGUUUCGGAGUGUAUAGAAAUCCAUGAUAAUGCUAUAAGUGAUCUGUCUCGUGAUUUAGCCACUAUACAUCAGAUUUGUGCCACACAUGUUGAAGAGCUCAGGAAACGCUCAGAUUCACAGGCUUUGAAGAGGCUUAUUGCUGUGACUGACAUAGCGACAAAUCACAAGAAGCAAUACAUGGGCGACACUUGA
Messenger RNA from Mercenaria mercenaria, 1575 nucleotides. RefSeq names its product ras GTPase-activating protein 1-like. The record is from RefSeq and is a predicted model, not a curated record. Bases 1 to 1575 code for a protein of 524 amino acids. The transcript is spliced from 12 exons. Gene Ontology annotation, biological process: regulation of GTPase activity. Lineage: Eukaryota; Metazoa; Mollusca; Bivalvia; Venerida; Veneridae.